This is a messenger RNA of Staurois parvus, 1665 nucleotides long. NCBI's taxonomy places the organism in Eukaryota, Metazoa, Chordata, Amphibia, Anura, Ranidae. The record is from the annotation of a GenBank genome assembly.
AUGGGAAACGGAACGGAAGAGAGGACGACAUUAACGUCACCUAUUGCACAAUUGACCACACCAUACACCAAACACUGUUCCCCUGUCGUGUACGUGACUGUACUCGUCAUUGGUCUACCGGCAAAUUGUGUGUCUUUGUAUUACGGCUACCAACAGAUCAAAGCCAAGAAUGAACUAGGAAUAUACUUAGUCAACCUAACCCUGGCCGAUCUCCUCUACAUCUUCUCUUUGCCUUUCUGGCUCCAAUAUGUCCUCCAGCAUGAUGACUGGACCUAUAAUGAGACCAUGUGCAAAAUCUGCGGCAUUCUCCUCUACGAGAACAUCUACAUCAGUAUUGCCUUCUUGUGUUGCAUUUCCAUGGAUCGGUACCUCGCUUUGGUCCACCCUUUCAGGUUCCACAAACUCCGGACAAUGAAAGCGGCUAUUCUAAUCAGCGUGGUCAUUUGGCUGAAGGAACUACUGACCAGUUACAUCUUCUUUGAGCACGGGGAGGUCAGCAAGGACCCGGACAGCCACAUAGUCUGCUUUGAGCACUACCCCAUCAAAAACUGGGAGCACAGUAUUAAUUAUUAUCGAUUCUUCGCGGGUUUCCUCUUCCCGAUCUUCUUGCUCUUGUUUUCUUACUGUAGGAUCUUUAAAGUGGUUCGAAAGAGCCAAGGUACGCAGACCAGGAAAAAGCUGCAGAUCAAGCAGCUGGUCCUAAGUACAGUCAUGAUUUUCCUGGUCUGCUUUGGUCCCUACCACAUCCUUGUGGUCAUUCGGAGUUUGUUCGAGAAAACUUGUUCCUUUGCAUCAAAAAUUUUCAACGUGUAUCACUUCUCACUUCUUCUCACCAGCUUCAACUGCGUGGCGGAUCCCAUGCUCUACUGCUUUGCCAGCGAGAACACCUACAAAGACUUUGUGAAGUUCAAGGACUCGUGCAGUUCCUUCAUCAGAUGCCUGCAGGGCAGCAGCAAGGAGACAUACGAGCUGAACUAUACGGACGUGUCCAGCGCAGAGGCUGGCAGAAUAAAACCACCACCUGCGGAAAAUGAGACUUCAACCUUCUGCCAACAGAAAACUGGUGUCCACAAUGAGACUUCAACCUUCUGCCAACAGAAAACGGUGUCCACGAUGAGACUUCAACCUUCUGCCAACAGAAAACCGGUGUCCACGAUGAGACUUCAACCUUCUGCCAACAGACUUCAAAAACAGAAAACCGGUGUCCACAAUGAGACUUCAACCUUCUGCCAACAGAAAACCGAGUCCACAAUGAGACUUCAACCUUCUGCCAACAGAAAACCGGUGUCCACGAUGAGACUUCAACCUUCUGCCAACAGAAAACCGGUGUCCACGAUGAGACUUCAACCUUCUGCCAACAGAAAACCGGAGUCCACGAUGAGACUUCAACCUUCUGCCAACAGAAAACCGGUGUCCACGAUGAGACUUCAACCUUCUGCCAACAGAAAACCGGAGUCCACGAUGAGACUUCAACCUUCUGCCAACAGAAAAACCGGUGUCCACGAUGAGACUUCAACCUUCUGCCAACAGAAAACCGGAGUCCACGAUGAGACUUCAACCUUCUGCCAACAGAAAACCGGAGUCCACGAUGAGACUUCAACCUUCUGCCAACAGAAAACUGGAGUCCACAAUGAGACUGAACCAUCUGCUGUCCCUCAGUCCUAG